Messenger RNA from Diceros bicornis minor, 1449 nucleotides. RefSeq names its product solute carrier family 2 member 7 (gene SLC2A7). Gene Ontology annotation, molecular function: hexose transmembrane transporter activity. The record is from RefSeq and is a predicted model, not a curated record. Gene Ontology annotation, biological process: monosaccharide transmembrane transport. NCBI's taxonomy places the organism in Eukaryota, Metazoa, Chordata, Mammalia, Perissodactyla, Rhinocerotidae. Gene Ontology annotation, cellular component: membrane.
AUGCAAAGAAAAGAGCCAGGGACUCCUCGGCCCACCCCACCCAGGGAGGGGCAGCUCCAGCCCGCGCGAGCCGGGACGCCGAGCGCAGCCUUCGGCUCGGCUUUCCAGCACGGCUACGACAUCGCCGUGGUCAACACGCCGCACACGGUCUUGAAGUCAUUUUAUAAUGAAAUCUACUUCGAGUGACACGGAACAUUCAGGGAUGAGAAGGCCAUGGUGCUCCUGUGGUCAUGUACCGUAUCCGUGUUUCCUCUGGGGAGUUUGUUGGGGUCACUGAUGGUUGGCCUGCUGGUUGACAAAUGCAGCAGAAAGGGAACCCUGCUGAUCAGCAAUAUCUUCACCCUCAUCCCCGCCAUCCUGAGGGGGGUCAGCAAAGUGGCCAAGGCUUUUGAGCUGAUCGUCUUUUCUCCAGUGGUGCUGGGAGUCUGCACAGGCAUCUCCUACAGUACCCCCACCAUGUACCCAGGAGAGUUGGCUCCCAAGAACCUUAGGGGCACUCUGGGAGCAAUGACUGAGGUUUCUGUCAUCGUGGGAAUCUUCCUAGCACAGAUCUCCAGUCUGCAGGCCAUCCUGGGCCAUCCUACAGAUUGGCCCGUGCUCCUGGCACUGACAGGGGUCCCCAUGCUGCCUCAGCCUCUCUCUCUGCCCUUCUUCCCCAAGAGCCCGCUGUGUACCUUAUUCAGAAAAGAGAUGAAUCAGCUCGACAAGACAUGGGGCCGCUCUGCUCCCCGCAGCUCUGAGGAAAUGCGAGGCUGGGCUGAUGUAGAGGAUGAGACUGAAGAAAUGUGCGUGGAGGACCAGGCCCAGAAGGCUGAGGGCCACCUAUCCAGGCUCAGCCUCUUCACAUUUCAGCCUCUCCGGCAGCUUAUCUCCAUCAUCAUGCUCAUGGGCGGCCAGCAGCUUUCCGGGGUCAACGUGGUAUGCGGGGCCAUGGGGGGGGUGGCCUGUGUGCCCAGCAGCUGGCGGAAUGUCGGCCGGGAGGAGGUCAUUAGCCCCACAGUGGGGGCUUCUGAGGUGUCCAUGCAAGCGAGCAGGGCCCCUGAGCUGUCUCGCCUUGGUGUCCUCUGUGUCUUCACCUGUAUCGGACAUUCCAUUGGGGCCAGUCCCAUCCCCUCCGUGGUGAGGACCGGGAUCUUCCUGUAGUCCUCUCCGCCGGCCGCCUUCCUGGUGGAAGGGCUCUCCAACUUCAUUGGGGGCUUCGUGUUCUCUUCAGUCCAGGAGGUCAUCAGUGUCUACAGCUUCAUCGUCUUUGCUGGAAUCUUCCUCACUGCUGUUUACAUCUAUAUGGUUAUUCCUGAGACGAAGGGCCAAACAUUUGUGGAGAUAAACUGAAUUUUUGCCAAGACAAACACAGUGAAAAUUCCAGAGAAGAAAGAAAUCACAAAUGUCGGGCCUCGCAUACCGUCUCUGCCUACCAAGGAAACUGCCUCUCAACGGCUCUGCAUGUAG